Molecule: messenger RNA, 664 nt
Organism: Homalodisca vitripennis (glassy-winged sharpshooter)
Lineage: Eukaryota; Metazoa; Arthropoda; Insecta; Hemiptera; Cicadellidae
Gene: PDCD-5
Product: programmed cell death protein 5
Exons: 4
Coding region: 170-565 (131 amino acids)
Cellular component (GO): nucleus; cytosol
Molecular function (GO): DNA binding
Source: RefSeq, a predicted model, not a curated record
UGUACGAUAAAUUUUAUUCUGUCUACUCGACUUCUCGUUCUUGUUCAUGAACUGGAACUCGAAUAAAACUGAACACUGAACUGAACUGAACUGAAGAUGAACAGGAAGUAGGAAAGGACUAACGAAAAUUGCGGACAAUCUAACGAAAACUAAACUAACAGAGGAUAAAAUGGCAGAUCCAGAGUUAGAGGCAUUGCGGGCCAAGAGGUUAGCUCAGUUACAGAGUGAACGAGGAAUUCAAGGAGGAGAUGGAAUUGCAAACCAAAAAGUGGCAGAGGACAGGAAGAGAGAGAUGGAAGAAAUGAAGCACUCUAUUCUGAGUCAAGUGCUUGAUCAGUCUGCCCGAGCAAGAUUAAACACAUUGAUGUUGGGCAAACCAGAGAAGGGCCGGAUGGUAGAGAACAUGCUGCUACAGAUGGCACAGAGGGGGCAAAUCAUGGGCCGACUCGGUGAGAACGAGCUGAUUGGCAUUUUGGAGCAAGUCAGUGGCCAGACACAGUCUAAGACUACUGUUAAGUUUGACAGGCGUAGAGCAGCUUUGGACGACUCCGAUGAUGAUUUGUAGCCUCUAAUAAAUUUUUUAUGUCUACUGACACGAACUGUUAUAUAUUAAUUUUAGGUUAAGAUCUGUACACUAAUAACUAAUAAGUUUUUUCAUUUGUAA